UGUUGUGUAAAUUCGCAGUAUAAUGCAGUAUCAUACGAGUACUCAGAAAGAGUAUUGGACGUUUAAGUGCCAAAAUGAACUUGAUAUGUGUAGAUUCGAAGCCAACGAUUCAGCAAUUAAAAGGAUUAAGGAGACUAUAGAGAAAGAUAGGGAAAUACAAAGAGUAAACUCUGUUGAGGUAGAACAAUACUCUACGGCAUUGAGAACCUAUGAUGAUAAUCAUAUUUGCGAAUUUGAUAAACUUAAGCCCAAAGUUGAGUUUCUUACUCCCACAGAAGAGAAAGUUUUUUACGAAUUUUACGAGCUUAAGUUGAGAGACAUUUGUCAACUUUAUAGAAAACAAGAUAAAGUAGCACCCCCUCUUAAGAUUGUUGGCACAGCAAUAGCCUUUUUUAAAAGAUUUUUUCUACAUAAUUCUUGCAUGGACUAUCCUUUACAAGACAUUAUGUACACUUGUAUAUUCCUCGCCUUUAAAACUGAAGAAAGAACUAAAGAUCUCGAUACUUUUCUUCAAAUUGCUCAUUUUAACGGCACCCGCGAGAAAUAUUUUAAAGUUAUUUUGGAUCUUGAGAUUAUAGUCGUGGAGCAGCUUCACUUUCAUCUACAAAUACUGCAUCCAAUGGGUUCCAUAGACGGGAUAUUGGCUGACUUAUCUUUCAAAGUAGGGAUUUUAGAAAUAUGUAAGGCUUUGCGUUUAUUAUCCUUAAGGUUUUGCGAGUAUUCACUUUUUACGAACUUAAUGUUCUUGUAUUCACCGGCCCAAAUUGGGGCUGCGUGCGUCUGGUUGGCCUCGAGAGAGUUUGAAGAAAAAGAAAAAAUAGAUAACUACUUUUGCGAUCUCUUCAAAGAGGAAAAAGGGUUGUUUGCGCUUAUUUCUAACACCAUUGCAGCGGCAAUCGAAACACAGUCCAAAAAAAGUGUGGAUAAGGAGAACGCCAGGCUUAUAUAUAAUAAGUUAAAGGCCUUUGGUCCCUUUUUCAUUGAUCCCACUUCCGGACGGUACCGAGAGAGAUACCUUUCAGUAAGAAGAUUUAGGGAACAGUUGAAAAGCACUUGACUAUAAGCAUUAUUAUAG
Zophobas morio is the source of this 1075-nucleotide messenger RNA. RefSeq names its product cyclin-H-like. The transcript has 6 exons. Gene Ontology annotation, cellular component: transcription factor TFIIK complex; nucleus. Gene Ontology annotation, molecular function: cyclin-dependent protein serine/threonine kinase regulator activity. Gene Ontology annotation, biological process: regulation of transcription by RNA polymerase II; regulation of cyclin-dependent protein serine/threonine kinase activity. Bases 23 to 1057 code for a protein of 344 amino acids. The record is from RefSeq and is a predicted model, not a curated record. Lineage: Eukaryota; Metazoa; Arthropoda; Insecta; Coleoptera; Tenebrionidae.